UUCAACAAUGAAAAAAAUUAAUAUUGUGAUUGAUGGACCAACAGCUGUGGAUAAAACAACUAUUGGAUCUGCUUUAGCAAACAGUUUAAAGUAUCGAUUUAUUGAUUCUGGAAUAUUUUAUCAUUAUUUGGGAUAUUUAUCUUAUCAAUAUUUGGACACAGAAAAUAAUUCAAAAACAAUUAAAAUCUUUAAAAAGAAUGUAACAGAAGAUGAUGAGUUAUUCAAAUCAAUAACUGAAUUAAUCAAUUCACUUGGUAAUGAAGAUUAUUAUUUGAGUGGGAAGGAAGGUGCAAAAAUAUCAAAAAAUCAAGAAGCACGUCAAAUUAUUAAUCAAUACAUACAUCAAAUUACAAAAGGAAAAGAAUUUGUAGUUGUUGGAAGAGAUGUGACUUUUAAUAUUUUAUCUGAUACUGAGGUUAAAAUUGUUUUAUCUGCUGAUAUUGAUAUUAGAGUUCAACAUCAUUCACUUCAAAUUAAUUCAACAGAUAUUAAGAAUAUUUUCACAGAUAUUCUUUAUCAUGAUUAUUUUUCUUUUAAACAACUUGAGCAAGCAAAAAAAAUUUCUACAAUAAUUGAUACAACAAAUAUUGAUUCUUUUGAUGUUAUUAAAAAGAUUUUUUCUAUUAUUCAAUUUUAUUUAUGUAAUUAUAAAUUUAAUUUUCAUUCAAUCAAAAUGUUGAAAAAACUUAAUAAACGAAGUAUUUCUGAAGUUGAAAAGGAUGAAGAAAAUUCUUCACCAAAAGAAUUGAUAAACUCUGAAAAUUGGGAAUUAAAUAAUACUGUUAAUAAUAAUGCUUUUGCUGAAGCAUUUCCUAAUAUUGGUGAACGCAUGAAAUUUAUGAAAGAUUUAUUACUUUAUUAUGAAGCAAGAAAAACUAUAUUUAUAUUGGUUGAUAGAAAAUUACCAAAAGAUAGAGAUCAUGAGUUCUUUGAAGAAAUUAUUGAAUGA
Messenger RNA from Dentiscutata erythropus, 949 nucleotides. The record is from the annotation of a GenBank genome assembly. Lineage: Eukaryota; Fungi; Glomeromycota; Glomeromycetes; Diversisporales; Gigasporaceae.